CGCCGCCCCCCGCGCCCCUGCCUGCCCGCUGCAGGCGUGAGCGCCGUGGCCGGCCAGUGGCCGUCCGGUGGGCAGCCGCCGCCAUGGCCGCCCCGGAGCCGCUGCGGCCCCGCCUGUGCCGCCUGGUGCGCGGCGAGCAGGGCUACGGCUUCCACCUGCACGGCGAGAAGGGCCGCCGCGGGCAGUUCAUCCGGCGCGUGGAGCCCGGCUCCCCCGCCGAGGCGGCCGCGCUGCGCGCCGGGGACCGGCUGGUCGAGGUCAACGGCGUCAACGUGGAGGGCGAGACGCACCACCAGGUGGUGCAGAGAAUCAAGGCUGUGGAAGGGCAGACUCGGCUGCUGGUGGUGGACAAAGAGACGGACGAGGAGCUCCGCCGGCGGCAGCUGACCUGCACUGAGGAGAUGGCUCAGCGAGGGCUUCCACCCACCCACGACCCCUGGGAGCCAAAGCUGGACUGGGCACGUGCCGGCAGCCUGGGCUCGGAGGCUGGCCAGAAGGAUGUUGGUGGGCCCCUGAGGGAGCUACGCCCUCGGCUGUGCCACCUCCGAAAGGGUCCCCAAGGCUACGGGUUCAACCUGCACAGUGACAAGUCCCGGCCGGGACAGUAUAUCCGCUCCGUGGACCCAGGCUCACCUGCUGCUCACUCUGGCCUCCGCGCCCAGGACAGACUCAUCGAGGUGAACGGGCAGAAUGUCGAGGGGCUGCGCCACGCAGAGGUGGUUGCCAGCAUCAAGGCAAGGGAGGAUGAGGCCAGGCUGCUGGUGGUGGACCCUGAGACGGACGAGUACUUCAAGCGGCUACGGGUCACACCCACUGAGGAGCAUGUGGAAGGCCCACUGCCAUCACCAGUCACCAAUGGGACCAGCCCUGCCCAGGUCAACGGUGGCUCAGCGUGCUCGUCGCGAAGUGAUCUGCCUGGCUUAGACAAGGACACUGAGGUAGACAGCAGCACCUGGAAGCGGGACCCCUUUCAGGAGAGCGGCCUCCACCUGAGCCCCACGGCGGCCGAAGCCAAGGAGAAGGCGAGAGCCACCCGGGUCAAUAAGCGGGCACCACAGAUGGACUGGAACCGGAAACGCGAGAUCUUCAGCAACUUCUGAGCCCCUCCCUGCCUGUUUGCACGGCCCGCAGGCCUCGCCCCACAGGCCCAGCCCAGAGUUCCCCAAGCCUCAGUGGACUGGAGGGGGUGCCUCCUCACCCCCAGAAGCCGUGCUGGUCCCACCACCACCCAGGAACCAAUGUGCUUCCCAGUGAGCCCCGUCCUGCCCCCCUACCUGCUGGGUGCUGGAUAGGGGAGAGGGGGCCCCCCCGAGAUAGAAGAGAGGGACAGAGAGAGGCAGUGGUGACCGUGGGCCCGGCCCUUUUGCUGCUCUGCCCGGGCCUGCUGACUUAAAGGAAUUUGUGUUUUUGCUUUUCUUCCAAAAACAAAAAAAGAGAGAGAGCUCCAGUUCCACACAUGUUUCCACUUAAUACCAGAGUCCCGCCCCCGCCCCUGCCCCCGCAGGACGCCUCUCUAAGUAAUUGCAAUAAAACAAACCUUUCUCUGCAAACCAUUUCCUCCCCACCCCUCAGCAGCAGCCAUCCCGAGUGGGCGCCCCUGGGCACUUCCAGGGACAGAGGAAAACGUAGGGGGGCCAGACUGUGGUUGUGGGGGCUUCAGUGUGACGCUGGGGAGGCCAGCUGUGGCUGUAGGAGCUGCCCCUCCGCCCCCUCCCUGCUGGGGGCGGAGGUCACCAGGCCAGGCCCCCAUGUCCCUGCUCAGCUGUGGUCUGGGGCACGGGGCCUGGGCUCCAGGGGCCCAAGGAUGGAGGCCCUGUGUCCCUGAAGAGGGUGGUCUCUGGACAGGCCUCUUGUCCCUGCGCCACAGCCGCGAGGCAGGGGGAGCGUGGCUGUGCGAGAGCCUGCCUGCCCCCAGGAGACCCCACCCACUCUCCCUUUCCUGCUGGCUCCGGCCCCAACUGACAUUGCUGUCUGCCCCGUAAGCCAUAGCGCAUGCGCGCUCUCCUAAUAAACAGGCCUUCCU
This is a messenger RNA of Zalophus californianus (California sea lion), 2023 nucleotides long. It is a transcript of the gene NHERF2, whose product is annotated as SLC9A3 regulator 2. The transcript is spliced from 7 exons. Gene Ontology annotation, molecular function: signaling receptor binding; protein-membrane adaptor activity. The record is from RefSeq and is a predicted model, not a curated record. Gene Ontology annotation, cellular component: apical plasma membrane. The coding region runs from base 84 to 1100 and encodes 338 amino acids. Lineage: Eukaryota; Metazoa; Chordata; Mammalia; Carnivora; Otariidae. Gene Ontology annotation, biological process: protein localization to plasma membrane.